AUGUCGCGCACCUACGACGUCGUCGUCUACGGAGCCACGGGCUUCACCGGCAAGCUCGUCUGCCGCUACCUCGCCUCGCACCCCGAGUCGCCCCGCUGGGCCCUCGGCGGCAGGAACCAGGCAAAGCUCAAGAAGCUCCGCGCCGACCUCGGCCUCUCGACCGACGUCGGCACCCUCGAGGCCGACUCGACAAAGUACAACUCCCUCGUCGAAAUGGCAAAGCAGGUCUCCGUCGUCAUCAACCUCGCCGGCCCCUACCGCAAAAACAACGCAGACAACGUCGUAAAGGCCUGCGUCGAGGCCGCCACCUCCUACGUCGAUCUCAGCGGAGAGACUGGCUUCAACGCCACCCUCAUUGACAGGUACCACCUCGAGGCCCAGGCCAAGGGCAUCAUCAUCGCCCCUUCGGUCGGAUUCGACUCCCUGCCCUUUGACCUCUCGACCUACCUUGCCGUUCAGCACGCCAAGAAGCUCGGCGGCCCGGCCUCCGAGGUCCUGACCGCCGACUGCGGAAUCGUCGUCAAGGGAGGCGUGUCGAGCGGCACCAUCAGCAGCGCCAUCGACAUGCAUCACGACCCAGCCCAGCUGUCGGCCUGCAAGCCCGACUGGCUCAGCCCGGUCGUCGGCUCACACACGUCGACCCACUACCUCUCGCACUACUUUGCCCACUUCAACAAGUACGGCGCCAUUACGCCCUUUACCCCGCACAACCACCGCAUCGUCAACCGAUCCUGGGGUCUGCUGCAGCAGGCCCACGCCGACGAGGCGUACGGCAAGACGUUCCAGUACCAGGAUGGAGCCAUUGUGCCCGCCCGGCCCAUCGCGUGGUUCGCGUCGUUCAUGGUCGGACUGAUUGGCUGGUCGCUCGGCCACAUUGCCAUCUUCCGAUGGCUGCUCACCUCGAUCCUGCCCGAAAACGGCGGUCCGUCGCCGUCCAAGCUCGAGAACGGCAUGAUGAGGGUCGAGACGCUGGCGCGCACCAAGAAGUCGGCGGCCGUGUGCACCAUGAAGGCCAAGGGCGACCCGGGCUACACGCUCACCAGCCGCAUGAUUGUCGAGACGGCCCUGACCAUCGCGCGCGAGGACCGCGCGCGAUGCGGCCCGCUCGCGGCCAAAGGCGGCGUACUCACCUCGGCCACCCUCGGCGCCGAGGUGCUCGCGUCCCGCCUGGAAAAGUUUGCCGGAUUCCAGAUCCAGACUGUCGAGUGGGACGGCGAGAGCCGGAAGACCAGGUGA
Messenger RNA from Pseudozyma flocculosa PF-1, 1236 nucleotides. RefSeq lists its product as uncharacterized. Lineage: Eukaryota; Fungi; Basidiomycota; Ustilaginomycetes; Ustilaginales; Ustilaginaceae. Gene Ontology annotation, biological process: glycolipid biosynthetic process. The transcript is spliced from 7 exons. The record is from RefSeq and is a predicted model, not a curated record. The coding region runs from base 1 to 1236 and encodes 411 amino acids. Gene Ontology annotation, cellular component: mitochondrion; plasma membrane; lipid droplet.